CGUAUCGUUUCAUCCCUAUAUGUAGUUGUAUUUACUCGCAUCGUUUCAUCCCUAUUUGUCUUAAGCUUAAAGAUCGUAGUUAUUACGUCCAUUAUAAUAUUUAUAUAUGUACGUAGAACACGAAAAAAUAUUGCGGUAUAAGUUAGAUUUUUAAAACAUCGAAUCCCCAUAAUGAUUCCUGUAUGGCAAAUGCUGAUCGGCGCUUGUGUAGGCCUAGUUGUCUUGGUACUAACUCGACCACGACCGAUUGGUUAUGAUCAAAAACGCAGAUAUUCAUUUAAUACCACGCCUGAGGAAAGCUGCCCAAUAUGCUUAGAUGAAAUGACUAAUCGUGGAAUGAGGUACCUGCCUUGCGGACAUGCGAUGCACGAGAAAUGCUACGAGGAGAGCCAGCGAAAAUUGGUACGGAAUUGUCCCGUCUGCCGCUGUCCUCUGUGAAAUGUUAUGUUGAGUUGGGUAAUUUUUAUAAAAUUUUAUUUAACAAUAAAGAAACGCGUUGUUAGACUCUCGAAAAUACCAUAAUGUAAUAAUAUUGUAUUACACUAUGUCGCCGGCGGGUCGCAAAAUCGAUUCACCGGCGAACCGCAAAAAAACGAUAUACUAGCAAACUGCAAAACGAUGCUCAAAAUCUUUAACAACACUCAUACAAAUCCAAUUUCAAAUUGUGUGCAAUAUUU
Molecule: messenger RNA, 677 nt
Organism: Rhagoletis zephyria (snowberry fruit fly)
Lineage: Eukaryota; Metazoa; Arthropoda; Insecta; Diptera; Tephritidae
Product: E3 ubiquitin-protein ligase RHA2B-like
Source: RefSeq, a predicted model, not a curated record